ACCGAGCGUCGACGGGGAGCCCUUUGUUUUGGUUCUCCUUAUUUUAAAUAGCCACUCGCCGAGAUGAGUGCUCCCGGGUUGAAAGUGGAGGAGGACUCCUUCGGUACGUUCUUCGACGAGGUGCGCAGCGUGAACGUGCCAGUACGCAGGUUCACCCUGAAGAAUAGCCGCAAUGUCAGCGUCCAGAUUAUCAACUACGGUGCCACAAUUACAAAUAUCGUCGUGCCCGACAAGAACGGAGUUUUCGCAGACGUUAACCUUGGCUUCGACAGCAUGGAAGGAUACACAAAGAACUGGGUGAAUCCUUACUUUGGCGCCAUAGUUGGUCGCGUGGCUAACAGAAUUGGCAAGGCGCAGUUCACAGUGAAAAAUGAGACGUAUCACGUGUCGAAAAAUAAUGGAGAAAAUCAUCUGCAUGGUGGAUUCAAGGGAUUCGAUAAGAAAAUGUGGGAAGCAAAUGUCGAAGGGACAAAGGUGACGUUCUCCUACGUGAGCAAGGACGGCGAGGAGGGCUACCCUGGCAGCGUCCUGGUCGCCGCCACCUACUCCCUGAGCGAUGCGAACGAACUGCUGCUGGAAAUGACGGCCACCACCACCAAGCCCACACCUGUCAACCUCACCAAUCACGCCUAUUUCAACCUGGCUGGACAUGACAAGGGUUGGAGUGCGCUGAGCGAGCACAAGGUUCACGUCAACGCCAGUUUCUACACACCCGGAGUGGAUUUGCUCCCAACAGGUGAAAUUAAACCAGUUGCUGGCACUAUAUUCGACUUAACAACGACGAAGCAGCUGAAGGAUGUUUUGUCUUGGACCCCAGAUGAUGGAUAUGACACCAAUUUCUGCGUGAACACGACUAAACCUCCUACUAUGGUUCUUGCAGCCAGAGUCUACCAUCCGCAAAGUGGACGACAAUUGGAAAUAUACUCGGAUCAGCCGGGAAUACAGUUUUACACCAGCAACAGUUUGCCGACAGAAAAUAUAUUGCAAGGCAAAGGCGGGUGCUAUUAUACCAAACACGGUGCUUUCUGCCUCGAAACGCAGAAUUACCCUGACGCUGUUAACCAGCCCAAUUUUCCAAAAUCAGUGCUCCUACCUGGUGAGACUUACAAACACAACGUCAAGUACCUAUUUGGAAUUCAGAACGAAGAUCCUUCAUCGUGCACGAUUGCUUGAAAUUGAUACCAAAUAACAAAUUAUUGUGAUAAGAUUGUUGAAUGAAUUUUUGACAAAUAGAUAAGAAUAAAAUAAUAUUUAACUUCAGUUCCUUAAAGUGAACCCUGACUAAAUUAUUAUUAUUGUAACCGCUGGUUUAUAGAAUAAAAUAUUUAAAAAA
Molecule: messenger RNA, 1333 nt
Organism: Cloeon dipterum
Lineage: Eukaryota; Metazoa; Arthropoda; Insecta; Ephemeroptera; Baetidae
Product: galactose mutarotase-like
Exons: 7
Coding region: 64-1173 (369 amino acids)
Biological process (GO): beta-D-galactose catabolic process via UDP-galactose, Leloir pathway; glucose metabolic process
Molecular function (GO): carbohydrate binding; aldose 1-epimerase activity
Source: RefSeq, a predicted model, not a curated record